AGUCAAUCAAGGCUGGGCCAACGAAUAUCAGCUCUUUCAACUCCAUCAUCAAACUCAUCAACACUGACGACGACGAAAACUAUACUCUACACACACUGACGAUCCCAUUUUCUUACGGCAAAGUAACGAAUACCCGCGACAUUUCUCUCUUCCCAUCUCAUUCAACUACAUAAACCAUGGAUCACCGUCCGCAAGCUUGGGGCCGUCCUAGAGACGAUGUUUAUGGUGCCUAUGAUGCCUCUUUCAUGACCGAUAAUGGUCCCAAGCAAAACACCCAACAGCCCAUCGUUACUGGCACCUCCGUCAUCGCCGUCAAGUUUAAGGAUGGUGUUGUCAUGGCUGCUGAUAACUUAGCUUCAUACGGGUCUCUAGCCAGGUUCACCGAUGUCAAGCGACUCCGCUCCUUCGCCGAGUCCUCGGUCGUUGGCUUCAGCGGCGACAUUUCUGAUAUGCAGUAUCUCGACCGCCAUCUCAUCGACCUCUCCCUCGACGAGGCCUACACCUCCCCCGACGCACCCCGUCUCAAUGCCGCAAACCUCCACCGCUAUCUCGCAAAGCUGCUUUACCGCCGCCGCUCCAAGUUCGACCCUCUGUGGAACCAUCUUCUUGUUGCUGGUCUCGACGACGAUGACAAGCCUUUCCUUGCCGCUGCCGACUUACUCGGCAGCACCUACAGUGCCCCCAGUUUGGCUACGGGAUUCGGCUCCAUGCUAGCCCAGCCUAUCAUGCGUCGUCAUGUUCCCGAUGAGGAGACCGCUCAGAACUUGGAGAAGGAGGAGGCUAUCAAGAUCAUCAAGGAAUGCAUGAAGGUUCUAUACUACCGCGACGCUCGCAGUUUGGACUCUUACUCGAUGGCUGUCGUCACAAAGGAGGGAGUGGACCUUACCGAUGGUCUGCAGCUCGAGGCUCAGAGCUGGGCUUUUGCAGAGAGAAUUCGCGGUUAUGGUACUCAAACUGUCUAAAUAUCGUGGCAGGUGCUGAAAUGAGAGGACUGAGUGACGAAAGCCAGUCACCCUUUAAUCAAUUAGAGAGGUUACACAAGAUACAAGCCAAGGCGGCUUGAUUGAUGUUACUUUAGAGAAGAUUCAGCUGGCUAAAAUCAUGAUGAUGAUAAAAACUUGACAUUUUGGAGUGAUCAACAGGCACCCGAUAAAAUUCCAUUCCCGCCUGUCAUUCAAUGGCCUGGGAAGAGGCCAAGGCAUUGAGGAAAUGGUAGGGUUGUAACAAUACAUCACAUGGCAUCAUUCGAGAUUAUGUUA
Fusarium redolens is the source of this 1259-nucleotide messenger RNA. RefSeq names its product nucleophile aminohydrolase. The coding region runs from base 177 to 962 and encodes 261 amino acids. The record is from RefSeq and is a predicted model, not a curated record. The transcript has 3 exons. NCBI's taxonomy places the organism in Eukaryota, Fungi, Ascomycota, Sordariomycetes, Hypocreales, Nectriaceae. Gene Ontology annotation, cellular component: proteasome core complex.